AGGUCACCGGUGGCCCCCGGGCGAUCACUGCAGUCGACUCCCCGACUCCUGUCCCGCAUCAUCCGUAAGCCUCCUAAACAAAGACCGCCCCCCCUCAGAGCAGAUCACAAUGGCCUUCUCAGGUUUAUUGCAGGAUGCUGAGGUCGCUGCAGCCCUGGAUGCAUGCAAAGACGCCGGAUCGUUCGACCACAAGAAGUUCUUCAGUGCCUGCGGCCUGGCCCACAAGUCCGUCGAUGACUUGAAGAAGGCUUUCGCUAUCAUUGAUCAGGACAAGAGCGGCUUCAUUGAGGAGGAUGAGCUCAAGCUGUUCCUGCAGAACUUCAAGUCAGGCGCACGCACCCUGAACGACGCCGAGACCAAGGUUUUCCUCAAGGCCGGUGACACCGACGGCGAUGGCAAGAUUGGCGUUGAUGAGUUCACUGCCUUGGUUAAGGCAUAAACUGGGCCAACUGACCAACACCACCUGCUCUAAUGGAACAACAACGCCCACGUCGACCUCCCCCUUUUCAUCUGAAUAUAAAUCAUUUUUAUACAUUUGCUGAAGAGACGUUUCCUCCUACGCAACACACUGUCCACAAAGAAAAACACUGAUGAUUGUGACUGUCGUUCGGUUGUGUUCAUGUCUUAAAUAUGAAUUUUGCUUACUGUAAAAUCGAUGCACUUUCCAGAACAUACAGUAGAAAAGAAUAAAUAUUCUUUUGCUACCGUCUUAUUGGAGGUUUAUCACGUGUCUUUUCAACUCUGUGAACAUCUGAAAAGCGCUGAAUAAAAGGUGUGGACAGGAAA
Dunckerocampus dactyliophorus (ringed pipefish) is the source of this 786-nucleotide messenger RNA. Its product is annotated as parvalbumin beta-like. Lineage: Eukaryota; Metazoa; Chordata; Actinopteri; Syngnathiformes; Syngnathidae. Gene Ontology annotation, cellular component: cytoplasm; nucleus. The record is from RefSeq and is a predicted model, not a curated record. Gene Ontology annotation, molecular function: calcium ion binding. The transcript is spliced from 5 exons. The coding region runs from base 110 to 439 and encodes 109 amino acids.